GCUCGUAUGCAUUUAUGUCAUCAAUGGAGGCUGGCGAUGGCGUGACUAGCACCGAAUUUAAGCUUCUCGUGGGGUAUUACAUGCCAACCAUUCGUUGAUUUUGGGAAGCUAGUCUCGUGGUCACUCAUGUUCAAAAAGCAACUUUAUUUAGUAUUUGUUGUGUGAAUUCUGUUCUCUCAAGCUUCAUUUUUCCACCGUUCUCAGGAGUUGUCACUAUGGCCUCUUUGAAACCUGGCAGUAUCGAAGACGGCAAGUCUAUAUCUUCCGACAAUGCUGCUCCCAGCAAGACAGCUUCUGUAGUAGCCGCUAGCUGUAAUUCGGUAGAGAUUACAGACAUUCUUAGCGGGCAGGCUGUUGAUCCUGUCAUAACAAAGAAGCUCAACCUCUUGAAUAAUGCAAUUGACGAAAUCGGUUGGACACCCUACCACACACGGCUCUUUCUACUUGCUGGUUUCGGUUAUGCCGUCGAUUCCAUGAUUAUUCUGAUUAAAAGCGCUACAUUGCCCGCGAUCACAAAAGAAUUCAAUCCGCCUUAUUCCAAGGGCAUUCUAGUCGCCAAUAAUAUCGGCUUAAUUGUUGGUGCCCUUGUUUGGGGUCCAUUGGCUGACAUUGUCGGCCGCAAAUGGUCCUUUAACUUGUCUCUGCUCAUUUGCUCCAUUGCAGGCUUAGCUGCCGGUGCCGCCCCGAACUACAUUGUACUAUGUUUCUUUGCAUCACUGGUUGCUUUUGGCGCCGGAGGCAACCUAGCGCUGGACACCAUUGUUCUGCUCGAGCAUUUGCCCUCAAACAAGCAAUACACCCUGACACUAUUAGCCGGUUUUUGGGGUCUCGGUCAGACUUUCACCGGCUUGAUGGCCUGGGCAUUCUUACCGCGAUACUCUUGCGAAUCAAUUGCGACUUGUACGAGGGCAAACAAUAUGGGAUGGCGCUACGUGUUUUGGACCUGCUGCUCCAUCGUAUUUGCCAUGAGCAUUUUGCGACUUACUGUCAUUCGUCUACAUGAAACCCCAAAGUACAGACUCGCUCAAGGGCGAGACGCCGAAGCCGUCGAGACUAUGCAGAAGCUCGCCAAAAUCUACAACCGCCCUUGUUCAAUCACACUGGAAUCCGUUCAGGCGUGCGGCGAAACAAACCUGCGAGAAACCCACGCCAAGAGCUACUAUUCUGUCGCCGAGAUCUUGGUCCACGUGCGCGGCCUCUUCCGAACCCGAGAUCUCACCAUUUCGACUCUCCUAAUCUGGCUUUCAUGGGCCGUCAUUGGCCUAGCAUACCCCCUGUUCAACGUCUUCCUUCCCACGUAUCUUGCAAGCCGUGGCGCACAGUUCAAUCAACUCUCAACGGAUGUCACUUGGCGAAACUACGCAAUCGUCAAUGUCUGCUCCAUCUUCGGCCCUCUGGUAGCUGGUCUGAUGGCAUCGACCUUCCUGGGACGAAAGUAUACCAUGGUCAUCGGUGCAUUGGCGACAAUGGCCUUUUCUUGGGCAUACAGCACCGUCAAGAGUAAUGAGGGCAAUGUUGCGUUUGCAUGCAUGAUUACUUUUACCACCAACGUGUACUAUGGAACUCUCUAUGCGUAUACCCCCGAAGUCCUUCCCACCGCGCAUCGCUCCACAGGAAAUGGUAUUGCUGUCGGCUUCAACAGAAUCAUGGGAUUGGUAUCAACCAUUAUUGGCUCAUUUGUGAAUCUCAACACCCCGGUGCCAAUCUACAUUUGCGCGUCGCUGUACAUAGUUAGUGCCAUCGCUGCAGCUCUCAUGCCAUUCGAGCCCCGCGGUUCUCGAAGCUCAUAGUUGUCUCAACCCGAUUCAUAAUGCUGUAUAUAUUUAAUACAAUCAAUAUCCUGAUAUUUUAUCUACCUGAUUUGAUAAUUCUUCUCCAUUGCUCAACCUGACCAAAUUGUGCUUGAGAACUUCAAACACACGUCGAGCAUAUACUUCGCUAUCGCCACUUACGUGUGGUGUGAUAAUAACAUUCUUGGUGCUCCAGAGCCUGUGGCCAUCUGGUAAAGGCUCUGGGUCGGUUACAUCCAGAGCUGCACCGCAUAUGAGGUCCGCCUCCACUGCUUCAAUAAGAGCAUCGGUAUCAAUUACCUCUCCUCGAGCGACAUUCGAUAUAAACGUUCGCUUCGCGGAUAAAAGCCUGAGUUCUUCUCGGCCGAUGAUGCCUUGCGUCUU
Messenger RNA from [Torrubiella] hemipterigena, 2174 nucleotides. The record is from the annotation of a GenBank genome assembly. Lineage: Eukaryota; Fungi; Ascomycota; Sordariomycetes; Hypocreales; Clavicipitaceae.